Molecule: messenger RNA, 1485 nt
Organism: Symbiodinium necroappetens
Lineage: Eukaryota; Dinophyceae; Suessiales; Symbiodiniaceae
Source: the annotation of a GenBank genome assembly
AUGGAGUGUGUUAUGCCACUGUCAGACAUAACCAACAUCCAGAGCUGCGCUGACGAAUGGAAGGCUAAGGGUCAGCCAGCUCACAAAUCCAAGCAGAAUCGAGGUCCCCAAAAUGGAAGCGUCGCACCGCGGAGACCACGGGCUUCAGCAGAAAGGAAGCAGCAAGCUCACCAAGCCCCGGUGCGCCAGGCCCUGCUUCCGAAAGACAUGGAUGUGCCAAGCACCAAACCUGGGCUGGGUGGGCGCUUCUUGGGCGGUGCUUCAAGCCCCCUGGGCAUGGAAGUGGAGGAGUCUGAGUCCGACCGCAUGGUGCUGAAUGCUGCGCAAGACCUUUGGCAAGUUUGGGUCUCGCAGUGCACGGAGCAUGCAAGUGCUCCCAGGGGCCUCAGCCCAUGGAUGCAGUUUGUGCUCUGGAAGUUUGGACGCUCGGGACCGCCUGGACUGGUGAAUGCUCUGAUGCGCCCUCCUCCCGGCAUUCCGAAGCCUCCUUCAACCGAGGUUCCCAUCAGGCCCUACAUGAAUUUCAUCUGCGAGGAACUUCAGGAAGGAUCCUUCGCGACUCUGAUCGACAACGAGUUCCUGGAGCUGUAUGGUCCGGCAGGUACCAGAGUAAAGGUGAAGGAGCUUGGGGAAGACGGAUUGGUGCAUGUCGCCAUCGUGGACUCCGACCGUUCUGCUUGGAUCCCGAAGGAGUACCUCAAGGCCGAGCCGACUUCCCACUCGCAGUUGCAGGAGCUUCUGGCAGGCGGCCUUCUCCUGGAUGGGUGCCAUCGCCACACAGAAAGAGCUCGCCCUUAUUCCGAGGACAUCCAUGCCUGCAUUGGCUCUGGAGAUCGGCAACAGAGUGUCCUGUGGCUGGCGCAGGUGUGCUCGAUUCAUCAGCUCGAUGACUCCGUGUUGUUUGUCUGUGUCAUGCUGCUGGACCGCUACUGCGCAACCUCUGAGGAUCAUAUGGAACUUGGUCGGGCUCAUCGUACGGUCCUGGCCAUUUUCAGCAUUGCCUUGAAGGUUCUGGGAGUGGCAGCUGGCGGCGGCAAUCAGCACGAGCACCUGCGUUUCAUCGCCGAAGGGUUAGGUGAGAACAAGUUCUCCAAACAGGACAUCAUUCGUGCCGAACUGGAGGUUCUGCAGGCCCUCGGCUUCGAUGUGGCCGCCCACUCGCCACUGGACUUCCUGGAAAGCUUCCUGUUCUCCGUGGAGAGGCCCAGGCUGAGUGGCACAUCGGCAUUGGCGUGCAUGGCGACGUUUUUGCUGCAGCUGUCUCUGGGUGACGCCAACUUACUUCACAGGUAUCCCUACGCUGCCCUUGCUGCUGGGGCCGUCUAUGUGGGCCUUUGGUGCACGCAGGCGAGCUCUGAGCGCUGCCAGCUCCUGCUGCAAGAUGCCCGGGAGGCCUUGUCUCCGAAGCCGCAACCGGCAGCCAUGGACAUGGUGCCGGAAGAUGAAAUCUUCACAGACUUCGAUUUCGCCAUCUGCGAGGUGUGA